AUGAAUAAAUUAAACACGAAUGUGAGACACUUUGGAUGUUUUAACGUUAAAACAACGGGCCCCUGGACCAAGAGAGGGAGGAAUAUAUCUCUCGAGUAUCCAGCACUUAGAGAUUUGUUGGAACUUAAUGAGGAUCAAAGACUAGAAAAGGGGGUGAAUUUAUCCAAACAAAUUCUGAAUUCAAAGAUCCCAAAUUGGGACUAUCUAACCUGCACAUUGCAGAUAGUAUCAGAUGGAGCUAUAAAAAACAAGGAUAUCGCACUUAGGGAUAUUUUGGUCCACGCCAUAAACAUAUCUGGGCAAUCUGCCAUUGAUGGCGCUGAAGGAAAAUCUCACAAUAAUUGUCCAAGUAGAAUAUACUACGAAUCGCUCAGAGGGCUGGCCAAUUAUCACAACACGACAAAUUCAUAUCCUCUGGGUAUCUAUCCAAUCUAUUUACCAAAUUAUACUCUGGAUCCACUGGCUAAAUACAGUGGAAUACCACAUGCCGGCCUAAACAAGCCAUUAAUUGAUGUGGUAAUCAUACAUGGAGUAUGCGGUUCACCUUUUAGAACCUGGAGAUUAUCUAAAGCGGCAGAAUCAAAUGACCUAUACAAGAAAGAAGUUCCUAGGGAUAUUUGCUGGUAUUGGUUGUGGCCAAGAGAGCUUUUGGCCAGGGAAUUCCCCAACGUACGCAUCAUCGCCAUAGAAUACUACUCUCAGUUCCUUAAGGCGAAAGCUAGAUUCCCCUGGGCCAAUAGAUUCGGACUUGAACGGAAGAUUUGGGUGCAAGGUGAAUGGGUUGAGGAUUUUCAAACUUUGGAAUCUGGAAAUUUCACCGGUUUGGCUAACAAAUUCUGCAAAAAACUAAGACGUGCAGGAGUGGGCAACAAUCCUUUGCUGAUCCUCGGUCAUUCAUUUGGUGGAUUACUUACACAAUUGAUGUUGUUGAGCGACCCUGAAUUGAUGAAUAACUUGCAUGCAAUUGUCGGCUAUGCUGUCCCUUACCUUGGGAGCAGCCAUGGUACAAAUCCCAGAAAUUUACGCAUUUUAAAACUCAUUGGGAUGGAAUUCACUGAUACAAUAAAAAAGAUUUGCGAUGAUACAUUUAUAAACCAUUUGUUGAAUAAUUUUUCAAAAUUGAUCGAAAAGAGACUGUUCAAAAUAUACACUUUUGAAGAGACAAUUGAGACUAGAGUUACUAGAUUGGGAAUUAACACAUUUAUUGUGGAACAUGGCAAGGCAAACCCUCCUUUCACAGAUCAGCAUUUUCGCCCAUUACACUCGUGCCACAAUGACGUAUGCAAGCCCAAUGGAAAGGAUGAUGUUAGGUAUAAACCCAUAGCGGAGAUUAUACAUAAACUUACCCUCAAUCGUCAAUGA
This is a messenger RNA of Babesia microti strain RI, 1362 nucleotides long. Its product is annotated as Protein SERAC1. The record is from RefSeq and is a predicted model, not a curated record. The coding region runs from base 1 to 1362 and encodes 453 amino acids. The transcript has a single exon. Lineage: Eukaryota; Apicomplexa; Aconoidasida; Piroplasmida; Babesiidae.